Neoarius graeffei (lesser salmon catfish) is the source of this 8182-nucleotide messenger RNA. It is a transcript of the gene pdcl3, whose product is annotated as phosducin-like 3. Gene Ontology annotation, biological process: angiogenesis; positive regulation of gene expression; protein folding. The record is from RefSeq and is a predicted model, not a curated record. Gene Ontology annotation, cellular component: cytoplasm. The transcript has 8 exons. Lineage: Eukaryota; Metazoa; Chordata; Actinopteri; Siluriformes; Ariidae. The coding region runs from base 16 to 906 and encodes 296 amino acids.
GUUAAAACUCCUUAUAUGGUCAGAGCGGACGUUGGUACGCCCCGUAUUAUUGUCCCGUAUUGUCACAUUCUCCUUUGGUCGUUUUUUUUCCCCUCUUCUCCACAGUAUUGCCACAACAAGUCGGACCGAAAUCACCUGCGCUCUUUCUCAUUUCGUGUCAAGGAGCAGCUACAGGACCGCAGUUGUGACAAUAUGCAGGACCCAAAUGAAGACACAGAAUGGAAUGACAUUCUUAGGAAGAAGGGCAUCCUUCCUCCUAAAGAAACUCUGAAGGAGGAUAAGGAAGAAGAGCAGAUCAUUCAGCAACAGUCUAUUGUAAAAACCUAUGAGAAUAUGACGCUGGAGGAGCUGGAGGAGAAUGAGGAUGAGUUCAGCGAGGAGGACGAGAUUGCCAUCGAGAUGUACAGGCAGAAAAGGCUUGCGGAGUGGAAAGCAAAGCAACUGAAGAAUGUAUUUGGCGAAGUGAAGGAGAUUUCGGGUCAAGACUAUGUUCAAGAGGUUAACAAAGCCGGAGACGGCAUUUGGGUGGUGCUGCACCUCUACAAACAAGGAAUCCCAUUGUGCACACUGAUCAAUCAGCACUUGUCCUUGUUGGCACGGAAGUUUCCAGACACUAAGUUCCUGAAGUCAAUCUCUACAACAUGCAUUGCUAACUAUCCAGACAGAAAUCUGCCCACCAUCUUCGUUUAUCAUGAAGGGGAGAUGAAGGCGCAGUUCAUCGGGCCACUCAUGUUCGGAGGAAUGAGCCUCAAGUGCGAUGAGCUGGAAUGGCGUUUGGCUGAAUCCGGUGCUGUGAAGACAGACUUGGAAGAAAAUCCGAGGAAACAGAUCCAGGACCAGUUGAUUUCAUCCAUUCGCUGCUCAGCGCCGAACCACAAAGACAGUGACGAAUCUGAUGAUGACUAAUUUUGCCAGUGAUGAGCUGAAGAUGGAAAUAAUGCUUCAGAUUGAGCUACAGGAAUUUAUCUAAAAAGGUGAAAAAACUCAAUCAGUAUCACCUGCUCAGGUCACAACUCAAACACUUCAGUGGCAUAGAGAGUCUGUCGCAUGCUAGACUGGACAUUUGGAUAUCUGGAAGCAACCGAUGUAUUAAUGAGCAUCAUGAACAGGUGAUGACUGACACCAAUCCAGGCAGGAGUAGAAUAUAGUUGAAUAAUUUAUACUUUAUUUGCAUGAGUGUGUGGAUGAAGGCCCACAGGCAGGGUCAGUCACAAGCCCACCCAUCCAAGCCGCAACAGCACAACAGGGCGUUGUCCAGGGUGCUGAAACACUGGUGGGGGUUUUUUGGACAUUUAAAUUUAUGGCAUUUAGCAGACACCCAUAUCCAGAGUGACUUACACCAAUCUGAUUUUUAUAUAACUGAGGAGUUGAGGGUUAAGAGGUUUGCUCAAGGGACCAGCAAUGACAGCUUGGGUACUGGGAUUUGAAUUCAUGACCUUUCAGUCAGAAGUCCAGUGUCUUAUCUCCUGAGCUACCGCUGGACUUCACCAAAGGGAUGGGGUUGGCUAAUCACACCUCUAAAAAGCCUCACAUUCCAAGACAAAGAAGAGCACAAGGGUGAGAUACAGUAACCGUUUCUCUUUGUAUUCACUGAAGGCCCAGCGAGGAUGAGGCAACACCAGACCGAUGAAAGGAUCACUGCCACGGCCCAAGCAGACCCCACAGGACCCCAUAACCACUAACAGCCCUUCAGUGUUAACUCACAAAAGACUCAAUUACUCUAUUUUAAAUUUAGAUCCCCAAUUCCAAAAAAGUUGAGACACUGUUAAAUGUAAAUAUAAACAAAAUGCAAUGAUUUCCAAAUCAUGGAAAACCUAUAGGUUUUGGGAAUUGGGGAUUUCAUUGAAAAUCGUACAAGGACAACAUAUCAGAUGUUGAAACUGAGAAAGAUCUGUUUCUCAUUCAAUUUUGACAUUAAUUGUUAACAGGUCAGUAACAUGAUUGGGUAUAAAAAGAGCAUCCCAGAGAGGUGGAGUCUCUCAGAAGUAAAGACGGGGAAAAGGUUCAUCGCUCUGUGAAAGACAGCAUGGGCAAAUAGUACAACAAUUUAAGAAUAACAUUCCUCAAUGUAAACUUCUAAAGAAUUUCAGGCUCACAUAAUCUGUAGUACAUAAUACAGGGAUGUGAGUUUUCUGCGAAUUCGCGGAAUUCCGCUUUUUUCACCUCAAAAUUAAAAAAAAUUUUUUUUUCCGAUUUUUCGCUCAAAAAUCCGCAUUCAUAUCCUAUUCGUUCCGACUUUCAGUAAUUCCGUCAUUGAGAUGAAACGAGGUACGUGAUUGGCCCAUCGCUCUGUAACAACCAAUGAACGCGCUUGUUAGAUAGCUGUACGUAAGCUCGCUUCAAACAAAGAGUUGAAAGAUGGCAGCCUCCAUGAUCGAGCGUAAAGAUGCACCUGAUCAUCAGUUUGGUGUGUGUUUUUAAAGUAAAUAAACAUGGGGAAGAAGAAAAAACAACCCAGCUCAUUUCUUUCCCCAUAAUAAGCCUGUGAGUGGUGAUGGUGUCACUGCACGUGCGACGGAGUGACGAAGGUUGCCGUGGCAACGGGGCCUCGCGCCACCUGUUGCUUCCUGGAUGCGCAUGCUAUGAAAGCUGUGGCGAAAAGGUUAGCAUCGGAGGCUAAACCUUCUGAGGAGAAAAGAAGGGGCGGUUUUUAUUUCAGUUUGUUUUAGUUACGUCCGAAGAAACAGCAGUUUAAAUCACAGCUCUAGUUUACAAAUCAAAAUGGUUACUCAGUGAAAACAAAACAAAAGCUAGAGAGAGGGGGAGUGGUGGGAGUUUAACCCGGGAAAGUGAGUCUGUGAGGCGGCAGUGAUGCUUGACCCCUCCCGCCUCCUCUCACUUUACCUCAGAGUCUCUGCCAACUUCAUCACAGAUUAUUUCACCUUUUUCACUCAAAGUUAGUUUUAAUUUUCGCUCAAAACUUUUCCCACAGCGUGGAUGUAAGGUAAUUAUACACAAUUUUGAUUUGUUUAUUCAAUAUUAAAAUGUUAGUGCAAAUAACACAUACUUGCCAACUUUUCAAAAUUCUCAUGAGGGAGAAAAGUGCAUGAAAGACAUUUUCAACUGGCCGAGGGUCUGAUGCGCGGUUGAAAUGAUAAAAACAGUGGAUCCCAAUUAAUUGCAAACACAUUUUUUGUGAAUGUUGUUUAGUGAAAAAGUGAUUUUUAUUCUUGCAUAUGAAAAUCCUCAAGUGAGUGAACACUGUACAUUUUUGUAUAUGAGUCAAUUUCACAGAAAACGUAUUUUUUUUUGUCCGGACGUGUUUUGUUUACAUUUUGAGAUUUCUAAAACCUUUUUAUGGUCUCAUAUGAUAAAACAUUAUCAGUUCUACCUUGCAUUUCAAAAUUUGACUACUUUGGUUCAUAAAUGUGCAUUUUGUAGCAAAUUUUAGGGUCGAAAAUGAGCAAAAAUGGCUGUUCCACUGAAAAGAGACUUUUUUUCAGACAUGAUUCUUAAUGUUAGACAAAGGUGGAAUUGAAACUUUUUCAUGUUCAACGACAAGACUGUGGAAACCACAAUGGACAUAUGAUGUCACAAAUUGAAAAUGCCAUUAAGAAAAGAUAUUUUUCGAUUUUUUGUUAAUUUUUCUACCUGUCCCAGAGGUUUGUGUCAGUUCUGUUACCGUGAUUAAUCACAUAACAAAAAUAAAUGCUCCCAAAAGCUAUUAUUGAAAUUAUUUGUUGCCAAGGAUCUACAUAUUCUCACCUUUUAUAUGGAUGGCAGAAUGAACUGAAUCUGAGAAUAUUUACUUAAAAAUUUCAGUUUUGGUAAGUAGUCUAUGCAUGACUAAUUUUUUUGUGUCAAUCCUGUUACCCUGUCUAAACGGGGUGUGCAGUAACCUAAUCAAAUAUUAGAAGUUGCCAUACAUAAGAAGCAAACCGGGAGACUACCAGGAGCAAUAGAGUUUAAUAAAUAAUGGUGGAUGAAUUCUUAUGUUGCAUCAUGUUUGUUUGAAAAGGCACAUUUAGGUAUGUUCAACUUCUACAGUAAUUGAAAGUAUAAAUUUUGUUUUUCCUUAUACAAUUUUCUAUUUAUUCUAAUGUAGAUGAUUUAAUUUAGAAUGACAUUUUUAGGUUUCAUGUUUUGGCUUUUUGUCAGUUAAGAAUCAUUGAAUUUACUAUAGGGGCUCAGAGUUGCAUGUUGACCAUUAAAUUGGCUUGAAUUUGUUAAUCAUGACAAGUUUUUCUUGUGUGUUUGCUUGCCAUUUUAGUACAAUUUUUAAGUCAGAAAACCCCAGAACCCAGGAGCUUCGGGGGGCUUCGCCCUCCCUUGUCCCCCCACCAGGGCACUGCCCUGGACCAGCUGGGGGCCUGCGGCCCCCAGACCCCCGGCUAAAAUUUUCAGAUAAUUUCACCAGCCCCAAAUCACAUCCCUGAUAAUAUCAUUAAAAGAUUCAGAGAAUCUGGAGAAAUCACAAAGGGGAAGGCGAAAAACCAACAUUGGAUGCCUGUGCUCUUCAGGCCCUCAGGUGACUGCAUUAAAAGCAAACACGUGUCUGUAGUGGAAAUCAAUGUAUGGGCUCAGGAACACUUCAGAAAAGCCAUCAUCUGUGAAAACAGUUCAUUACUGCAUCCACAACCAUAUAUAAACAAUAUCCAGAAACACCGCCACCUUCUCUGGGCCUGUGCUGGAUUGGUGGAUUGAGGCGAAGUGGAAGAUUGUCCUGAGGUCUGACAAAUCAAAAGAAGAAAUUCUUUUUCAAAAUCAUGGACACCACAUCCUCCAGGCUAAAGAGGAGAGGGACCAUCUGGCUUGUUGUCAGUGCACAGUUCAAAAGCUAGUAUCUGUGAUGGUAUGGGGGCAUGGUAUGAGUAGCCUGAACAUCUGGGAAGGCAUCAUAAUGCUGAAUGAUAUAUACAGAUUUUGGAGCAACAUGCUGCCAUCCAGGGGAUGUCUUUUUUUGGGGAAGGCCUUGCUUAUUUCAUAAGACAAUUCCAAACUGCGUUCUGCACAUAUUACAACUGCAUGGCUCUGGAGGAAAAAGAGUCCAGGUGCUAAACUGGCCUGCCUGCAGUCCAGACCUGUCUCCCAUUUAAAACAUUUGGUUACCCCGAACUGUUGAGCCACUGAAAUUGUAUAAUCAGGCAAGAGUGGGACAACAUUUCACUUUCAAAACGACAGCAAUUGAUCUCCUCAGUUCCCAAACAUUUACAGAGUGUUGAUAAAAGUAGAGGUGAUGCAACACAGUGGUAAACAUGCCCAUGUCCCAAUUUUUUGGAAACUGAAAAUUUGCUGGCAUCAAAUUCAAAGUCAGCAUAUUUUUUCCACAAACAAAUACAAAUUUCUCAGUUUCAGCAUUUGAUAUGCUUUCUUUGUAUUAUUUUCAAUGACAUAUAGGGUUUCCAUGAUUUGCAAAUCAUCACAUUCUUUUUUUAUUUUUCAUUUUACACAGUGUCCCAACCUUUUUUUUAACUGGGGUUGUAGUCUGUCUUUUUUUCCUUUCACUCUUCUCUCACAGUCCCUUCCUCUUUUAUAUUUCUUAAUUAUUUUUUCCACAUUACACUCCUUUACACAAUAAUUCCUAGUCAAUGGUCUUUUGAGUGAUUGUUUUAGUUCUCACAACUUCAGUAAUACUGAAAUUGAAUCCUUGUACUACUACCGAAUUACAUUUCCAAGAAAAAAAAAAAGUUACUUUGUACUCCUGGCAUUUUUAUUUAGACCUUUAAAUUACUUGUGAAAAAUCUCAUCUCUUCUUCUCUGACCCAGCUACUGAUUGUGUAUUUAAAAUUCCACUUUUAAUUAAGGGUGGCAAGGUGGUGUAGUGGUUAGCGCUGUCGCCUCACAGCAAGAAGGUCCGGGUUCGAGCCCCAUGGCCGGCGAGGGCCUUUCUGUGCGUAGUUUGCAUGUUCUCCCCGUGUCCGCAUGGGUUUGCUCCGGUUUCCCCCACAGUCCGAAGACAUGCAGGUUAGGUUAACUGGUGACUAAAUUGACCAUAGAUGUGAAUGGUUGUCUGUGUCUAUGUGUCGGCCCUGUGAUGACCUGGCAACUUGUCCAGGGUAUACCCCACCUUUUGCCCGUAGUCAGCUGGGAUAGGCUCCAGCUUGCCUGCGACCCUGUAGAACAGGAUAAAGCGGCUAGAGAUAGUGAGAUGAGACUUUUAAUUAAGUAAGAUUUUCACACAUGUUCUAUACUUUCACUGACAUAAUUUCUCAGUACCUUUUGAAACCCUGGAUCCUAUACUCCCUAUUAAAUUGGUGCAUCCUGAGUAGAUUAAAAUUAUUUAAAAUUAAUGACCCCUUACUUAGAGUUCAAUCUGCUCUAAGGAAAUUUAACUGGUGGAAAACAAAAUGGAGCUUACAGGCAAAAUCUGCUGUUUCUUCCUUCGAAGAGUAAACUUAGGUGAAAGACGCAUCAACGGGUGGACGGAGUGAGACUAGAAAAAAAGUUGCAAUAGUUAGGUCUGAGUGAAAAACCUUUCCCCAAAGAAUUCACUAAGCAUUAUCUUUACCUCUCUUGCUACAGUGCCAACUGAAUUCCGGGCCUUCGAGUAGUGAAACAAGAACUGGAAAGAAGACAGCUCCAUUAGCAGUCCACUUGAUAUAUACCAGAGCUGUUAUUGAAAAACUCAUAAUAAAGUUCCCAAGUCACAGACUAACCCGUUUAAAGACGUUCUGAAUCUGCUCCUGAAAGAUGAAGGCACAAAUAUUAAUAUACAGUGUCUUGCAAAAGUAUUCAUCCCCCUUGGUGUUUAUCCUGUUUUGUCGCAUUACAAUCUGGAAUUAAAAUGGAUUUUUGGGGGGUUAGCACCAUUUGAUUGACACAACAUACCUACCACUUUAAAGGUGCAAAUUGUUUUCAUUUUAUUUUUUAUUGUGACACAAACAAUAAUUAAGAUGAAAAAAAAAACAGAUAUCUGAAUUUAAACAGAAAUUACAGCUUGUAAUGCAACAAAACAGGACAAAACACGAAGGGGGAUGAAUACUUUUGCAAGACACUGUAAUAUCAUUAACAUUUUCAGUGUAUUAAUUACAUCAACAUAGCAGGUUCUUGAUUGAACAUGUAUAUUGAAUACAUGUUCAAGAUUCUAGCACCAGACAAUCUAAUAUCUUAAAACUGGUGAUAGUGUAUGCUAAUCUACAAAUAACAAAACACAAAUCUUGAAUACUACUCCCCUCACCUUGUUCUGGUCUCCCCACAUGAGUCCACACAUAGAGCUCUGCACAACUGUACCCUGAAAGAAAAAGAAAAAAAAUCAUCCAGAUUAAUCUGGCGACUUUUUCUGUAAGGUGAUGUUUGGUUAACAUUUCUGGAAGGAGUCUCCAGUGUCAGUGCUUUGUAAAAGUCAGAGGUAAUACAGCAGAUCAAAAGGUGCAGGCUAUCUGCUAGUACCUCAUAUAGUGAAGGCUACAUCAAGGGGCAGAACCUUUUCUUACAAAGCCCCACAGUUAUGGAACAGCCUUCCAAGUAGUAUUCGGGACUCAAACGCAGUCUCAGUGUUUGUCUAGGCUGAAAAACAUAUCUGCCUUUUGUUAAUAGUUUUUAUUAGGUAAAGGAGUAGAUCUGGAGGGGGCGGCACAGUGGUGUAGUGGUUAGCGCUGUCGCCUCACAGCAAGAAGGUCCGGGUUCGAGCCCCGUGCCUGGUGAGGGCCUUUCUGUGUGGAGUUUGCAUGUUGUCCGCGUGGGUUUCCUCCGGGUGCUCCGGUUUCCCCCACAGUCCAAAGACAUGCAGGUUAGGUUAACUGGUGACUCUAAAUUGACCGUAGGUGUGAAUGUGAGUGUGAAUGGUUGUCUGUGUCUAUAUGUCAGCCCUGUGACGACCUGGCGACUUGUCCAGGGUGUACCCUGCCCUUCGCCCACAGUCAGCUGGGAUAGGCUCCAGAUUGCCUGCGACCCUGUAGAACAGGAUAAAGCGGCUAGAGAUAAUGAGAUGAGUAGAUCUGGAGGGUCCUCAGGCAUAGCAUGUUUUGGUAAACUGGGAUGUAUGGAUGCUGUCAUCCCCCCACUCACUCGCUCACUCGGGUUCGUUGGCUGUGUAGUGGCUGGUUGCUUUAUGUCCCAGGGCACCCUCAUGUCUGUGUUACCUUUUGGCUCUCCCCUUUUAGUUAUGCUAUCAUAGUUAGUUUUGCCAGAGUCCCAGCUUGCACUCAGCGCAAAACGUAUCCUGUUCUUACUCAUUAGGUGACAUUGGACAUACCUAACGACCUGUGUUUUCUCUCUCUCUUCCCCCCCAUCCCUCCCUCUG